Molecule: messenger RNA, 615 nt
Organism: Trichoderma virens Gv29-8
Lineage: Eukaryota; Fungi; Ascomycota; Sordariomycetes; Hypocreales; Hypocreaceae
Exons: 1
Coding region: 140-409 (89 amino acids)
Source: RefSeq, a predicted model, not a curated record
CACGAUAAUGCAUCAUAUUUUUGCUCUAACAGCUUGUGACAGUUUGUCUUAUCUAGCACAAAAGCUUCGGUUAUAGAUAGCCCCCCCCCCCAGCCUAUGCUGUAUAUAACCUCCUCAGUGUGUAUUAUCUAGCUACCAUAUGGCAGACGAUAUCUACAAGCAUGGACCAUCGUAUCACCCCCUCCACGUAUUCGUACUCAACGAUGACCCUGUGCACCGUGGUGACCAACCGUGGUUAAUCGUCUCCCACACACAAAGUCACAUGCUCUACUGCAUGGCCUUUGCACGGACACACAAGCGUCUGUGUGCUGAUUGCAUCCUCGUAUACAUGAACCGUGCAGAAGCAGUACCCGAUUCAUAUUCCUGGUCCUCGCAAUCUUGGAAGAACCCCCCCCUGACUAUGCACUGAGAGGUCAACUCCAAAGCCAGCACUUGGGGCGCCGAUUUCUUAGCUUCGAUUGCAGGAGAUUUGGCACGGAUCAUUUCCUCGCCUAAACGGAUAUCGCUAAUAUUUCCCAAGGAACAAUCUUCAUUUGCACCGCUGCCUGGAUCGUUUCAAGGCUGGUUCCCGCUGUUUCUUGCCGUGCCCCUACCAGCCCGUCGGAUCCCGCGUCG